CGGGGAUGAAUAUCCUUUUUCUUUUUUUGUGAAAGCACACACAAACCCAAUAUUCAAACUCUCUGAAUUCUUUCCUCCAUAAAUUUAUAUUCGGAAAAUCCCUCGCAGGAAACCUAGAUUCAGUAUAUUGUAACAUUUACCGCGGUCGUGCUGGUAGAUUGGUAAAUUCUUUUCUUGAGAAGAAGAAGAAGAUAUGUCAGUCAAAAUUGGGUCUUCAUGGUCCUGUGUUUGCACUACUCUUUCUUCGCCGUUUCAAUUCAAUAGAACCCCCAAGGUCAGCUCUAGAAUCAGAUUGCUUGACAUGCAGCAUUUUGGUACAAGUAGUGCAACUAAUGCUAAAGUUAUUUUGAUGCAAGUUGUUAGGUCAUUCAAGCUUAUGCAUGAAAAUCUUAGGAUGUGUGGGGGUUUAUCCAAGACGCGGUUCAUCUUAUUUGCUACCUCAGAGGAUCCACAAUUACUGGACUGUGAUCAUGAACCAAAUGCUUUGAACAAAGGAAAUCCAAAGCUUCUUGUCAAAGACUUGUCCUCUGAACUUGUUUCAUCAACUGCUCAGGCUGAAGGAAGACCUGGCUUUAUUUCGUUUUAUUUUAGCCGUCCUUACAUAAGAAGAGAAGCUGAGGUCUUGUCUGAUCAUGGAAAGAAUGAAGGAAAUUUGUUAUGGAUUAUGGGUCCCACUGUCCUUGUUGCCUCUUUCAUCUUUCCCUCACUCUAUUUACGAAGAAUACUAGCCACCAUUUUCGAGGACUCUCUACUAACCGAUUUUCUUAUAUUGUUUUUCACGGAGGCUCUGUUUUACUGCGGAGUUGCAUCAUUUCUGCAACUAAUUGAUCAUCAUUUAAGGAUGCGGCGGCGGCCGCCGCCACUUGAGUUGGUAUCUUCUGCACAUGCUACACCACCAUUUGGGUAUACAGUCUCUUCAGUUGCUGUAUUGGCUCUAAGCCUAACAAUUCCAAUGGUGACGAUGGGACUAGUUUGGCCAUGGACGGGCCCUGCAGCUUCUGCUACACUUGCACCGUUUCUAGUUGGUAUUGUUGUGCAGUUUGCGUUUGAGCAACAAGCAAGGCAUGUCAAGUCUCCUUCUUGGCCUGUCAUUCCAGUUGUUUUUCAGGUAUAUAGGUUGCACCAACUAAAUAGGGCAGCACAACUGGUGACAGCCCUUUCAUUGACAGUAAGAGGAGCGGAGACAACAGCUCACAAUUUGGCAAUAAACAGAUCGCUGGGUGCCCUCCUAAACGUCCUGCAAGUGCUCGGUGUGAUCUGUAUUUGGUCACUUUCGAGCUUCGUCAUGCGCUAUUUUCCGAACCAAAACUACUAGAUGCUCAAGUUGCUUUCCUGUUUUCAUAUGUUCCACUUAAGCUGCCGGCGCUGCAUGCGUUCAUGGGAAAUCUCUAGUAUCACCUUGCUUAAUCAGCGCUUAUAUGCUCUAGCUUGUAAUUUCUUUACUUCUUAAUUUGUUUCAACAUACAUUGCUCCUAGACCUACACAAAACGGGCUCGGCCGGGCUUUCUAUAAAUUUUCUGCUCAUUAUAUGUGGGUCGGCCCAGUCUGGUCCACAAAAAUGGGCCUAACUACAUGUUCUUACCCUCAUGUAAGAGCGAGUCGGGUAGUCCACCAGGCUGUCCGGCCCGGGAAAUCUUUAAAGUUUCCAAAUUAUAUAAUUUAUUUUAAUAAU
Cuscuta epithymum is the source of this 1672-nucleotide messenger RNA. NCBI's taxonomy places the organism in Eukaryota, Viridiplantae, Streptophyta, Magnoliopsida, Solanales, Convolvulaceae. The record is from the annotation of a GenBank genome assembly.